Platichthys flesus (European flounder) is the source of this 4869-nucleotide messenger RNA. It is a transcript of the gene runx2b, whose product is annotated as RUNX family transcription factor 2b. Gene Ontology annotation, molecular function: ATP binding; RNA polymerase II cis-regulatory region sequence-specific DNA binding; DNA-binding transcription factor activity, RNA polymerase II-specific. Lineage: Eukaryota; Metazoa; Chordata; Actinopteri; Pleuronectiformes; Pleuronectidae. The record is from RefSeq and is a predicted model, not a curated record. Gene Ontology annotation, cellular component: nucleus. Gene Ontology annotation, biological process: neuron differentiation; regulation of transcription by RNA polymerase II; hemopoiesis. The transcript is spliced from 6 exons. Bases 787 to 2133 code for a protein of 448 amino acids.
CAGAAACUGGAUUCGUUUUUCCGCCUCCUUCAUCUCAACACCGAUGAUUUUUUUUUCUUCCUCUCGCUGAUCCAUCAACAUUUUUAACCCUAAAAAACCAGCGAGAAUUUUACGGAAAAAAUAUACAAUUCGCAGGCGUCGCUGGGUUAUAAAUAGCUCAGUUAAAGUAUUGUCAAAGCUUAUCCCUUUGACUUUGAAAACUUUUUUUUGUGUGUACAUAGCCCGCGGGCUUCCAGAGACUCUUUCAGUCUGGCACAAAGACGCACCUGGAGCAGCGCUUUGACUUUCUCACUCGAGGAAGACACACACAAAAACUUUUUUUUAAGCAUCUGGCUCGGCUGCUCCUUUUUAAACCUGCCUUUUUCCCUGUAACUCUAGAGCCUGUUACGCGCUUGGACAUUUAUUUGAUGUUAUUUAUAUCCGCACAUGAGCAGCGACGCCUGCGUUAUGGCUCACGGACGCUUCUUCCGAGAAGUUUGAGAGGAAAAAAAGAACUUGUCAUUUAUACAUCAUCACGUUUACAGGGGUUGUUUUUCCUCGCUGGAGAAGUGUAUUUCAUGUCCUUUUGAAGGCGACCACUAAAGUUUGUAGUGGAGACGGUUUCUGAGACGUCGGUGUUCGCUCAGUCCCAUUUUCCAUUGGCAGACGCGCUGAGGUUCGGCGAGCAGCAGCGGCGCACACUUUCUCCCCUGAGCGCGUGUGCGUGUGUGAGAGCGAGAAAGAGAACAAGCUGAGGAGCCUCUCUGGUGCCUUUUUGUCCCUGUUCUGAUCGUCCUCGCUGUUGUGAUGCGCAUUCCCGUAGAUCCCAGCGCCAGCCGGAGGUUCAGUCCGCCGUCCAACAGCCUCCAGUCGGUCCCAGGGAAGAUGAACGAUGGGAGCUCCCCGGGCGGGCAGCAGGACGCGGCGGCGGUGCCGAGGCUGCGCCCCCACGAGAACCGCAGCAUGGCCGAGAUCAUCGCCGACCACCCGGCCGAGCUGGUGCGCACCGACAGCCCCAACUUUCUGUGCUCGGUCCUGCCCUCCCACUGGCGGUGCAACAAGACGCUGCCUGUCGCCUUCAAGGUGGUCGCCCUGGGAGACGUAACUGAUGGGACUGUUGUCACGGUAAUGGCGGGAAACGAUGAGAACUACUCCGCCGAGCUGCGGAACGCCUCGGGGGUGAUGAAGAACCAGGUAGCGCGGUUCAACGACCUCCGCUUCGUGGGUCGCAGUGGCAGAGGCAAGAGCUUCAUGCUGACAAUCACAGUAUUCAGUAACCCACCACAAGUGGCCACUUACCACCGAGCCAUAAAAGUCACCGUGGACGGACCGCGUGAGCCCAGGAGGCAUCGUCAAAAGCUGGAGGACCCUCCCAAGGCGGGCCUCUUCUCCGACCGCCUCAGUGAGCUGGAGAGGAUGAGGGUGAGGGUCACCGUGCCCACUCAGGGCCCUCGGCCAAAUCUCAACACAGGGCCCAACUCCUUCAACCCGCAGGGUCAGACGCAGAUAACAGACCCUCGUCAGUCCCAGACCUCUCCUCCCUGGUCAUAUGAGCAGACGUACCCGUCCUACCUGAGUCCCAUGGCUUCCCCCUCAGUCCACUCGACCGCCCCCCUCUCCUCCAGCCGAGGCACUGGCCUGCCUGCCAUCAGCGACGUGUCUCGACGGUUGCCAGGUUCCUCCGACCUGAGCCCCUUCCCUGGUCAGUUUGAGCGUCAGUUCCCGGGCCUGUCCUCCCUCACAGAGACUCGGUUCCCCAGCCCUCGGAUGCACUACCCGGGUACCUUCACCUACACCCCGCCGGUCACCUCCGCCAUGUCGCUGGGCAGCACCCACUACCACACCUACCUUCCCCCUCCUUACCCAGGCUCCACCCAGAACCAGAGUGGACCCUUUCAGACCAGCAGCACGCCAUAUCUCUACUACGGGGCCUCGUCCGGCUCCUACCAGUUCUCUAUGGUUCCUGGCGGGGAUCGCUCACCCUCCCGCAUGAUCCCGCCUUGCACUAGCGCCUCCACGGGCACCUCCCUGGUGAACCCCAACCUGCCCAGCCAGACGGAGGGAGGCGUGGACGGGGACGGGAGCCACAGCAACUCCCCGACGGUCCUCAACCCGGGGGGCCGCAUGGAUGAAGCCGUCUGGAGGCCAUAUUGAAGAAGAUCAGGGGGGCGGAGACUGGAAGUCAGCUGAGGUCAUGGUUUGAAAGCACAAAACCUUUUCUUAUUGAAAAGGGGAUUUUUGAGCUCUCAUCAGCUAUCUCUACCUUUUGCUUGGAAAUUAAGAUUGAGAUAAAAAAGAGACAUAAAAGACCAGACUUGUACGAACUUGUCUUCCUGGAAUGUGUUUUGACCAAGGCACUACAAAGGGAGUCAUUCUCACAGCAAUAAUGAGAAAGACAGUUUUGGUUUACUAGGCCCCAGUGGAUAAGACAUUAUUUCACUUUUCUUAUAAUCCACAAGCGAAGGGAUGCUUCAACAAUAUUUGUAGGAGACCGCCUUUUUUUGUAUAGUGUUUGUAUUUCAAUAAGGCUUUUUGCAGAGCAUGUUUUUGUACUACGACAAUAUCAAGAUGCAAGUUACGCACUGAGUAGCAAGUGAUGAGAGUAACACAUAUGUUACCUUAAGUGGUAUGGACAGUAAAUUUGCUUUAAAUCAAUUAAUUUAACUUGUAUAUUGUGGGUGAAGCGAUGUAGAUUAAGGCGUUUUCUUAGUUUUAACUUAUAAAGCCAUAAAUUAUGUAUUGUAUUUGAAACUUGAGGCAAAGAAGUGUAAUCUGAAUAUUUUUGAUGCAUCUAUAUGAUUAAGUUAAAACGAUUUUUUUUUCUUCUUUUGAUAGGUAAUUUAAGAGAGUGAGAGGUCUAAUUGUUUUGUAGUACCCAAAGAUUUAAUUUCUUUCAUAUAUGAAAUGUAAUUUCCAAAGAGUAUUGCAACAUGUUUCUUCUGGUGUAACUUUCAGUUUAACUGCUCAGCACGUUAAGAGCCCGACAUCCUCGCUAGGCGUUGACACACAUUUGGCUCGGAAUUAAACCUUCGGUAUUUAUUGAGCAAUAACUCGUAUUGUGCCUCUUGGCAACAUACCAUAAAAGAGCGCUUCAAUGGGAGGAAAAUAAUUAUCCGUUGGGGGAAAGUCUGCCUGGUUUCUGUAGUUUGUCUAGUCUGACAUGCACUCACAUACAUAUGUAUUUUCUUAUCCAAAUAAGAAACGGUGCUUUUAUGCACAAUUGGCCACGGAGCCUGAAGACGAUGAUUGCAGCCCCAGGUCUGGUGGUUCGCUCCGAGGCAGCGGGUCAGACUCUGUAAGGUUCGGCUGGUUUGUGAUACAUGAACUCCUCAGGACGGGAGAAAUCCUCGGGUGAUCGGUCGAGAUCGCAGGGAGACAGGCGCCAAGUCUAUUACCGCUUUCAUAUCGUGUGCAGAAGAUGGCUUUGAAAAAGUUUGUCUUAGUGUGUGACACACAUGGGUACUUUGUUCUCCUCUCUCCGUCUUUAAGAAUGAAAAGGAGACAUCACAGUUGAAGACUAAAGAGACUGUGACAUUCCUUCAGGCGUUUAUUUAUUCCAGUGUUUUAGCUUUUGUUGACAUGAUUUACCCAAAUAACAUUUGUACAAACCUCACCAGCCAACCAGUGGCACAGUAGAAAAAUCUCCGUGGCACCAGGACGAGUGGGAGGUCUGAUAUUUUCCAAUCUGAAAUUACUGCGUGAGAUAUUUUUUUCUAAAAGGAAAACGUGCAAAAACCGAGGUGAUUGGAUGCAGCUGCUGGCAGCAAACUGGUAACCGAAAAAUAUGGGAGACUUGUGUAUGUUUGUUUCAUAAAGCACUUAUUUCUUGUUUUAUUUCUAGCAGCACUUGUGGCCGGCUGCCAGCGGGGCUCGUGGUUUUUGGUGCUCUCUGCCGAUAUAAUGCCACUGGAGUCACACACCCACACACACACACACACACACACACACACACACACACACACACGCAGAAUGGAUAACACUUGGCCAAACAAGCCAUUUACAUUGGACCAGAAUCUGAUCUCACAAGGCAGUUGGUAUUUGUUUAAAAAAAGAAAAGCUAUUUUUUUUUCCUUUCAUGCAAUCUGAUAUUCAGUGCAUAUAGGUAAUAUAAUAACCCAAUUUGAAAAAGCUGAGAAAAACAUGGCCCUGUCCAAGGAUCAGACUUCAAGCUUUUCAUUGAAGGUUUGCACGCAGAGCCUCUUUCCCCGUCUCUGCGGAGGAUGUUCUGAACUCACUUAAUGGAAUUGAACAUGUCACACUACAUUUCCCCCGACUGCUGCAGCCCAAAACGAAAAAGUAUUUUUGCUGGUACGGUGUAGCAUAAGAAAGCAAAUAAAGCCCUUUUAGAUUGUUGUGAUUUUACAGCUUUAUUUUCAAGUUACACAUGUAUCCAGUGUCUCCAUAGUAACUGAACAUUUGUCGCAGAUUCUUCCCAAAUUUUGACAGGAAAUGGUCUUUUAAAAACUGUUUACAUGCCACCGCAGCACUGACAUCCCAUUCUGUCCUCAUGUGCUUUUAUUUGUGUUGUUUUUUUUCUUCCACCUCAGAAACUAAGACGCUCAUCCUUUCCUUUCCUCUGGUGUAAUGUUGCAAACACCAGAGAUCUUGUAUUAUUUAAUGAUCACCAUGUAUGAUAUCCAGGCUUGUAUGUAAAGUCUUCUUCUUGUUGUCUCUUGUUAUGCUUCUUCUCUCAUGAACGCUUGUCAGGAAUCUGUGUCUAAUGGAGACACCAUUAGACUUUGCUGGUACGUUUCAUCAAGGAUCAUCAUUGAUUUUGUUUUUUGUUGUUUUUUUUAAGGGACAAACAGACCUGACAACAGUGAGUGAAAUUGGCAUUGUGAUUGUACAUUUUUGUUUAUUUUAAGAAUAAAAUAGGAAUUUUGUAACUUA